Molecule: messenger RNA, 2878 nt
Organism: Colletes gigas
Lineage: Eukaryota; Metazoa; Arthropoda; Insecta; Hymenoptera; Colletidae
Gene: gammaCOP
Product: coatomer subunit gamma
Exons: 6
Coding region: 98-2728 (876 amino acids)
Biological process (GO): organelle transport along microtubule; protein secretion; intracellular protein transport
Cellular component (GO): COPI vesicle coat; endoplasmic reticulum-Golgi intermediate compartment; Golgi membrane
Molecular function (GO): structural molecule activity
Source: RefSeq, a predicted model, not a curated record
CAUUGACACCGUGGUGUCCAUUGCAAUGGUUCCCGUGGGAAAGAGUCGAGGUGACGUGUAACCUUAUUUUCCAGUAUUCCGGUAGUGGUUUUGCAAAAUGAUGCCCUUUAAACGCGACAAAAAGGAAGAAGAAGAUGGCGGAGGAAACCCUUUUCAGAAUCUGGAGAAGACGACCGUCCUCCAGGAAGCUCGUACUUUCAACGACACUCCGGUAAAUCCGAGAAAAUGCGCGCACAUCCUCACAAAGAUACUGUAUCUGCUGAACCAAGGGGAGCAGUUGGGCACUACGGAAGCUACGGAAGCAUUUUUUGCCAUGACCAAGUUGUUCCAAUCGCGGGACGUUGUUCUGAGAAGACUGGUCUAUUUAGGCAUCAAAGAGCUGAGCUCUUUGGCGGAGGAUGUCAUUAUCGUAACCUCGAGUCUGACCAAGGAUAUGACCGGAAAGGAAGACUUGUACAGAGCUGCUGCCAUAAGGGCUUUGUGCACCAUCACGGAUGGCGGAAUGCUAACAGCUAUAGAACGUUACAUGAAGCAAGCCAUCGUAGACCGUUCUCCUGCUGUUUCCAGCGCUGCUUUAGUUUCCUCUCUCCAUUUGACCAGCGUCUCCGCGGACGUUACGCGCAGAUGGGCAAACGAAGCUCAAGAGGCGUUAUAUUCCGCCAACGUGAUGGUGCAGUAUCACGCUCUGGGCGUCUUGUAUCAAGCACGCAAGUCGGACAAACACGCAGUAAUUAAGUUAGUCGCGAAGCUCAUGAGAACCAGCCCAAAGAGUCCAUACGCGGCGUGCAUGCUGAUCAGAAUGGCGUGUAAAUUAUUGGAAGAGGUAGAAGAGGGCGAGGAGCUGCUAGGGUUCAUCGAGUCGUGCUUGCGUCAAAAAUCCGAGAUGGUCGUGUACGAGGCGGCUCACGCUCUGGUAAAUCUUGGAAGAAGCGGCGCUAGGGAAAUAGGCCUUGCUAUCAGCGUUCUUCAACUGUUCUGCGGCUCCCCUAAACCAGCUUUGAGAUUCGCCGCUGUCAGGACUUUGAACAAAGUAGCUAUGACCCAUCCGGCGGCAGUCACCGCCUGCAAUUUAGAUUUGGAGAACUUGAUCACCGACUCGAACAGAUCGAUCGCCACGUUGGCGAUCACCACUCUCUUGAAAACUGGCGCGGAAAGUUCGGUGGAUCGAUUGAUGAAGCAAAUCGCCACUUUCGUCUCCGAAAUUUCCGACGAAUUUAAAGUGGUGGUUGUGCAGGCUAUAAGAGCCUUGUGUCAAAAGUUCCCGCGUAAACACGCGGUAUUGAUGAACUUCCUGUCCGCGAUGCUGAGGGACGAGGGAGGACUCGAGUACAAGGCAGCGAUCGCUGACACGAUAAUCGCCGUUAUGGAAGGAAACGCGGAGGCCAAGGAGGCAGGUCUCGCACAUCUGUGCGAGUUCAUCGAGGAUUGCGAACACAUUUCCCUAGCUGUACGUAUCCUCCAUCUGCUCGGUCAGGAAGGACCAACGUCCAAGCAGCCGUCCAGAUAUAUUCGGUUCAUCUACAAUCGCGUGAUCCUGGAGAGCGCCAGCGUGCGUGCAGCAGCCGUCACCGCUUUGGCGCGUUUCGCCGCCGCCUGUCCGCCAUUGCUCCCGAACGUGUUGGUCCUCCUGUCUCGUUGUCAGUUGGACUCCGACGACGAGGUCCGCGAUCGCGCCGCUUACUAUUGCACCAUUCUGCAACAACAAAACGACCCCAUCGUGUUACCCUUGAUACAACCUCCUCUCCUCUCGGUACCAAGCUUGGAGAGAGCUUUGAGAAAUUACAUGAGAACACCGAUGGAGGAACCGUUUGAUAUUUCUCAGAUACCGUCGGCACAGACCACCGAGGAGCCAGCGCAGGUCGAAGUUCACACCACCGUAAAACAACAACAACCCCGUUUGACGCGUGAGGAAAGCUUCGUGGAGAAAUUGUCGCAAGUACCGCGCCUGGCCGCCAUUAUUCGCGACUCGACGCUGCUCAAAUCGUCGCCAGUGUUCGAGCUGACGGAAUCGGAAACGGAAUACAACGUGAAGUGCAUCAAGCACACGUUCACCGAUCUUCUUGUUCUGCAGUUCGAUUGCAUAAACACUCUUUCCGAUCAGUUGCUCGAGGACGUAAUAGUGGCCGUCGAAACACCAGAGAACUAUACGAUGAUCUGCGAAGUUCCUUGUCCCCGUUUAUCGUGCAACGAACCUGGCACAACGUAUACAGUAUUAAAAUAUCCGGAAGACGUUCAUGCUAGCGUCGCCACUAUUCCUACAACCCUUCGAUUCAUGGCUCGCGACUGUGACCCCGCGACAGGCGUCCCAGAUGCCGAACAAGGAUACAACGAUGAAUACAUGCUGGAAGAUUUGGAAGUGACUCUAGCUGAUCAAGUCCGAGGAAUGGGUAACAGGGGGUUAGAUUUUGGUGCUGCCUGGGAAGCAGCCCUGGCGAAAGAAUACGCGAAACUCGAGGAGACGUUCGCUUUGGGGCCAUCGGUCACUACCUUGGAGGGGGCGAUCCAAAGUCUGACGGGUUUUCUGGGCUUGGAUGCCGUAGAACGGUCCAAUCGAGUACCAUCCGGCGCCACUGUGCAUAAUUUGUUAUUAAGCGGCGUUUUCAGAGGCGGUAAAGACGUUCUUGCUCGUGCAAGACUAGCGUUGUUCGGUAAUCAGGUAACGAUGCAACUGUCUGUCUUGUGUCAAGAUCCAGAUAUAGCCGAGUUAAUAGUUUCGUCCGUGGGAUAAAUUUCAUUAGGUAAACUAUAGGCAUAUGUACGUGUAUCGAAAAUCUACACUGGAAAUUCCGUAUUUUUAGUAUUAAAAGAAUAACGUUGCGAGAAAACGAUCGUGAUUAAUGGGGUUCUUUUCUCAAACUCUAUUUCUAUGUAACUCUUU